CCCUCUCUUCAGCCACAGCGCGUCCAGGAAAACAGAGCCGUCACACGUCACAGGACACUGUUCUCCUGCUGCUGCCCGGACCAGAGACACAACUGACAGGAGACCAGGGGUCUGUUAACUUUCGAGAUGUUGCCUCAACACCUGAAGCAGAUCCGAGUCCUGGUGCUCAACGAGAAGGAGAAUUUAGAGCGGACUCUGUUCAGACUUGAUCAAGGUUUUGAGCUCCACUUCCAACUGGGUCCCAGUCUUCAGGGGAGGACGGUUACGGUGCACACCAACUACCCACCUGCUGGACAGAAGUUUAACCGGAACAACUACCGCGUUUUGCAGUGGAACUACCCAACAGGAAGGGAGGAUGACUCUGAUAAGUUUUGCUCUCUGGACCUCACCACAGCCGGGUCCUAUCAGUACUACUUUACUCGUGGAGACAAAGAGCGGUCAGGAGGUGGAUACUUUGUAGUCAACCCAGUCCUUCUUGUUGGAGCAGAAAACCAUGUCCUCCCAUUAGACUGCAUCUCCAUCCAGACCUACCUGUCCAAAUGUUUGGGACACUUGGAUGACUGGACGGAUAGGUUAAGAGUGUCCAAGGAGACAGGAUACAACAUGGUCCACCUCACGCCCCUGCAGACUCUAGGAGAGUCUAGGUCCUGCUACUCGUUGGCGGACCAGCUGUCCUUUAACCCAGAGUUCAGUCCUGAAGGUCGUAACUACAGCUGGGAAGACGUGGGGGCGCUGGUGGAGAAGUUAAGGAAAGACUGGGGCUUGCUGUGUAUUACCGAUGUAGUGUAUAAUCAUACUGCGGCUAACAGUCUAUGGAUCCGAAAGCAUCCAGAAUGUGGUUACAACUUGGUGAACUCCCCUCACUUGCGUGCAGCCUGGGUGUUGGACAGAGCCAUCUGGCAUUUAACCACCAGAGUAGCAGAUGGACGCUACGCAUCUAAAGGACUUCCUCCUAAUAUUACAAAUGAAGGCCAUCUUAAUGCCAUCCGUAGUGUGCUGUGGAUGGAUGUGUAUCCUGAGAUCAAACUGUGGGAGUUCAACCAGGUCAAAGUGGAGAACACUAUCAAGCAGUUCAGAACCCUGCUGCAGGACGGCGCCAAGCCGGACCAUAGUAAGACUGGAGGGAGGAAGGGCCUGAGGAUCAUCAAGGACCCACAUUACCGUCGUUAUGGCAACACAGUGGACAUGGACUCUGCUCUGGAGACAUUUGUACCUCACAGCGACUCUCCACAGCACAUAGAGGACUGCUGUGGUUGGCUAAGACAGAAGCUGGACGAGCUGAAUGAAGAACAAUACCACAUCAUGCACCAGCACCAGGAACAGGCUGCCAACUGUGUUGUGGGAAAUGUAGUGUAUGAGCGUCUGGCCGACCAUGGCCCCAAACUGGGGCCUGUUACCAGGAAAAACCCUCUGGUUACCAGGUAUUUCACCUUCCCAUUUCCGGAAAUGACUCUGGCGCAGGAGAUGGUGCUGAUGGACCAGCCAGACAAGAGUUGUCACUUCCUGGCUCACAACGGUUGGGUGAUGGGUGAUGAUCCGCUGCGCAACUUUGCUGAACCAGGUUCCAACGUGUACAUACGUAGAGAGCUGAUCUGCUGGGGUGACAGCGUCAAACUUCGCUAUGGCAAGGGACCCGAGGACUGCCCAUACUUGUGGGCCCACAUGCAGAAAUACACCGAAAUCACAGCCAAAUAUUUCCAUGGAGUCAGACUGGACAACUGCCACUCUACACCCUUACAUGUAGCUGAGUACAUGCUGGACGUGGCCAGAACAGUGUGUCCUAACCUGUAUGUGGUGGCUGAACUGUUCACCGGCAGUGAGGAACUGGAUAAUAUCUUCGUUACCGAGCUAGGGAUUACAUCACUGAUAAGAGAGGCCAUGUCGGCUGGUGACAGCCAUGAGGAGGGCCGGUUGGUAUAUCGUUAUGGAGGCGAGCCAGUAGGAGCCCUUGUUCAGCCCAGUCUCCGCCCACUGAUGCCCUGCAUCGCCCACGCCAUGUUCCUUGAUGUAACCCAUGACAACGAGUGUCCCAUACAGCUGCGUUCAGCGCUGGACUCUCUGCCCAGUUCUGCUAUCGUCUCUAUGGCCUGCUGUGCUACUGGCUCCACCAGAGGAUACGAUGAAUUAGUACCACAUCAGAUCUCUGUGGUGAAGGAGGAGCGUUUUUACCCCAAGUGGAACGCUUCUGCAUCCCCCUCCUCCACCGGUGAGGUUGGACCCCACACUGGCAUCGUAGCCGGGAAACGGGCGCUCAACAAGCUGCAUCAGGAACUGGCUGCCCAGGGAUUCAUGCAGGUGUAUGUAGACCAGGUUGAUGCAGAUGUAGUUGCAGUUACUCGUCACUGUCCCAGCACCCACCAGUCUGUGGUGUCAGUGUGUAGGACAGCCUUCUGGAACCCCAAAACCCACCAGUACGGCUCCAACGUCCCACCAAUGUUCAUCCCUGGGAAGAUAGAGGAAGUUGUGUUGGAGGCAAGGACAGUGGAGAGGCAUGCUGGGAGCUACAGGAAGGAUGACAAGCACAUCAACGGCAUGCCAGAAUACACAGUGGAAAUAAAAGAGCAUAUACCGUUACAGGAGAGUACAGUGGUGAGGCACGCUGGGGUGACAUCCAAAGGUCGAUCAGAGUUUGUGCAAGAACUCACCUUUCAGAAAUUGACACCUGGCAGCGUCAUCGCCUUCAGGGUCAGUUUGGACCCCAAGGCUCAGAAGUUGGUUGGGGUGCUGAGGUACUAUCUGUCCCAGUUCAGCCCAAAAUACAAAAGAGGCAGUGUAGUAGAUGAAAACCCACCAGAGGCCCUGCAGAAACCACUGGCACAGCUGAUGUCGACGCUGACACUGGCAGACCUGAAUACCCUGCUGUUUCGCUGCGACUCAGAAGAACAAGAGGAUGGUGGAGGCUGUUACAGUAUCCCAGGAUGGGAGACCUUCAAAUAUGCUGGACUACAAGGUCUUAUAUCUGUGCUGGCUGAUAUUCGUCCCAAUAAUGACCUGGGCCAUCCUGUGUGUGAUAACCUCAGACAAGGAGAUUGGCUGAUAGACUUUGUCUCCAACAGACUGGUUCACAGAGGGGGAUCGCUGGCACAGGUUGGUCAGUGGUUGGCAGCCAUGUUUGACUACCUGAAACACAUCCCGCGCUACCUCAUCCCCUGUUACUUUGAUGCUAUCCUGGUAUCAACCUACACCACGGCUCUGGAUGCAACUUUUAAACUCAUGUCAAGUUUCAUCCAGAAAGGCUCCACCUUUGUGCGACACCUGGCGUUGGGUUCGGUCCAGAUGUGCGGUGUCGGACGCUUCUCCGCCCUGCCUCCCCUUUCCGCCAAAAUACAGGACGUCCCCUAUCGCAUCAGUCCAAUCACAAACCACAAGGAGCAGUGCUGUGUCUCACUGGCUGCAGGUCUCCCUCAUUUCUCUGCUGGAAUUUUCCGUUGCUGGGGCAGAGACACUUUCAUUGCUCUCAGAGGACUGAUGCUGCUUACUGGGAGACACGCUGAAGCCCGUAACAUCAUCCUGGCCUUUGCGGGGACGUUGCGUCACGGUUUGAUCCCCAACCUGCUGGGUGAGGGUCUCUGUGCCAGAUACAACUGUCGUGAUGCUGUGUGGUGGUGGCUGCAGUGCAUCCAGGACUACGCUACCCACGUUCCCCAAGGACAUGAAAUCCUCCGCUGCCCUGUCACACGCAUGUACCCGACAGACGAUUGUGAGCCCUGCAAACCUGGAGAGGUGGAGCAGCCUCUGCAUGACGUAAUUCAGGAGGCUCUGCAGCGCCACCUAGAGGGAAUUUCCUACAGAGAGAGAAACGCUGGACCCAAGAUAGACAUGCACAUGAGAGAUGAAGGGUUCAACGUGGCUGUUAAGGUGGAUCCAGCGACGGGCUUCGUCAGCGGAGGAAACCGCUUCAACUGCGGCACCUGGAUGGACAAAAUGGGAGAAAGUGAUAGAGCAAGGAACAAAGGCAUGCCUGCUACUCCGAGAGAUGGAGCACCGGUGGAGAUAGUUGGUCUCAGUAAGUCGACUGUCCGCUGGGUUGUGGAGCUUCAUGCCAAAGGACUGUUCCCUUACGAUGGAGCUAAAGUACACAGAGAUGGUAAGGAAGUGUUUAUCCCAUACUCCCAGUGGAACAAUCAGCUCCAGAAGUCCUUUGAAGCAGGUUUCUGGGUGUCUGGGGAGCCAAACGACCCCCAUGAGAAGCACCCCGACCUUGUUCAUAAAAAAGGUAUCUAUAAGGACAGCUAUGGAGCCUCCAGCCCCUGGUGCGACUACCAGCUGAGACCCAAUUUCACUAUUGCCAUGGUAGUGGCUCCAGAGCUGUUCACAGUAGAGAGAGCCUGGAAGGCUCUGGAGGUGGCUGAGAAGAAAUUACUGGGACCACUGGGAAUGAAAACACUUGACCCUGAUGACAUGGUGUACUGUGGUGUGUAUGACAACGCGCUGGACAACGACAACUACAACGUGGCAAGAGGCUUCAACUACCACCAAGGACCGGAGUGGCUGUGGCCUGUAGGUUACUUUUUGCGUGCUAAACUGUACUUUGCCAAGAAGCUGGGUGAAGAAACCUACAAGAAGACAGUCACCCUGGUCAAAAAUGUUCUGUCACAACAUUAUACUCACCUGGAGAGGUCUCCAUGGAAGGGUCUGCCAGAGCUGACCAAUGAGAAUGGCCAGUACUGCCCAUUCAGCUGUGAGACCCAGGCCUGGUCUGUGGCUACUGUGCUGGAGGUCCUCUACGACCUCUAGAUGACUUCAACGCGUCUGCCGCCCUGUCCCGCUAAUGUCGUACUUCCUGUUGUAGCUGAGAGAGAAAGAAGCUGAAUUCCAGAGCUGAAGAGGCAGGUAGCUCAGUCUAGACUCCCAAUACACACACUGAACUCUGACAUCAUAUCCUGUCAUCACAAAGGUUCCUGUGCUGCAUUCAUGUCCUGUGGGGAAAAAAACUAAAGUGUUGAAGUGUUUGCAUGAUAAAACAUAUUUAAAGCUGACCCUCAGACUGAAAGUCCAGAGAGUAGUUUGUCUUGUCAGGCCAUUUUAAUACUUGUGACCAUUAAGUAACUGAUUAGUAAUAACUCAGUACUGUUGUUGGUCUCUAUCAUUAAACCCAGAGUUACCUAGUACUACUACUUAGAACUGUAUUUAUCUAGGAACCUCAAGUUUUCCCAUGUGACAUAAAUGCAGCAUUUUUCCAGGUUGAGCCAUUACUUCAAACUUGUAACAACUCCUGAACUGAUGCAGUGUCAGUGUUCUUUUUUAAAAAGUAGAAACCAUCACAGUAUUUGGUUCAGAAUGACAGUUCUUUCCUGUAUUCUGUCCCAAAUCAGAUCAAUUAAAACCACAUUCACUUCAAAAUCUGCAUUCACCAGUCUGACUUUACACUGUACGUUACUUUGAUCACAUUUUAUGCAAUUCACAGAAAGAUACCAGCAAUUGCUGCAUUUUCUCUUGCUCCUAAAACCGGUGCAUUAACAAACCACAAGCUAAACUGUUACAUCAUCGCCACUGAGGCUUAGAACAGUGAUUGUUUUCUUUAGUUUGAAGAUUUACCAGCAUUAUUUCUAAACCAGAGCUCAGCUCAAAUAACUUUUACUUCAUUCAGUUAAGGAAGUGGAAUUGACUAGAUUUUUAAAAACAUUUUGGCACGAGAUAGUUGUAUUCAACAUCUGAAAUAAUAAGAACAUGUAUUAUCUACUUUGAAUGAAUAGAACUGGUUUCAGCCAAGUUGUGAUAUAUAUUAAAUAUCAUAUCACUCACUGUACAUUGAAGCAUGUUGACCUUACAGCCAGUAGUUGAACUAAAAUAUGUCUUUCUUAUCAAACUAAAACAACCUGCCACCGUGUGCAUUAACUGCUUGAAUCCUACCUCCUAACUGUCACAGCUCUGCCCUCACGUCACUCGUGUCUCAACAUAAGAUCAACACACACUUAUGUCAACACACACUCACUUCAUUUAUAUCUGCUGUUAAAGAAACAUCGUUUUUUGCCUUUGUGACUAUAUAGAGAUACAGCUCAACAAACUAACCAACAUUUUGUACAGUGGACACACGUGUAACAACAUACAGGUGACAUCAUCAAGCCUAACUGUUGUCAUAGGAAGUCUACAGUUUUGGUUCAGUUUGGAGCAGCUGUUUACUGGACACUCAUGACACAACUACAUGAUUUUAGAAUAUUUUUAGUUUUGAUGUGUAAAAUUAAAAUCCUGCAAAAAAAAAAAAAAAAAAAAAAA
This is a messenger RNA of Thunnus maccoyii (southern bluefin tuna), 6216 nucleotides long. RefSeq names its product glycogen debranching enzyme-like. Gene Ontology annotation, molecular function: 4-alpha-glucanotransferase activity; amylo-alpha-1,6-glucosidase activity. The record is from RefSeq and is a predicted model, not a curated record. The transcript is spliced from 35 exons. Gene Ontology annotation, biological process: glycogen catabolic process; glycogen biosynthetic process. Bases 127 to 4737 code for a protein of 1536 amino acids. Lineage: Eukaryota; Metazoa; Chordata; Actinopteri; Scombriformes; Scombridae.